UGACGUGUACCGGACCAAGGGGCAGUUGGCCAACUUCCAGGAGAUGCUGGAGAACAUCUUCCUGCCCCUCUACGAGGCCACGCUGCACCCGGCCCAGCACCCGGAGCUGCACCUCUUCCUGGAGCACGUGGACGGGUUCGACAGCGUGGACGACGAGUCGAAGCCGGAGCAUCACAUCUUCAACCUGGACAGCCCCCUGCCCGGGCAGUGGGUGGAGGAGGACAACCCACCCUACUCCUACUACCUGUACUACAUGUACGCCAACAUGACCGUGCUCAACCACCUGCGCAGGAAGAGGGGCUUCCACACGUUUGUGCUGCGGCCGCACUGCGGCGAGGCCGGGCCCGUCCAUCACCUGGUGUCGGGGUUCAUGGUGUCCGAGAACAUCUCCCACGGGCUCCUGCUGCGCAAG
Messenger RNA from Neopelma chrysocephalum (saffron-crested tyrant-manakin), 412 nucleotides. Its product is annotated as AMP deaminase 2-like. The record is from RefSeq and is a predicted model, not a curated record. The annotation marks the transcript as partial. NCBI's taxonomy places the organism in Eukaryota, Metazoa, Chordata, Aves, Passeriformes, Pipridae. The transcript is spliced from 3 exons. Gene Ontology annotation, molecular function: AMP deaminase activity. Gene Ontology annotation, biological process: IMP salvage; AMP metabolic process. Gene Ontology annotation, cellular component: cytosol.